AGGAGCAAGCAAGCAGGUGACACCAAAUGGUCGACUUGCGCUCUUCCCCAGGUGGCCGUCCAACUCUCUUGGGAACAAGAAGAGAACUAAAGAGACGCGUCAUGCUUCCUGUGUGGUAACACAACAACCCAAUGCUCAAGCCUAGCGCGGAGCCAUCCCCUGAUCUGCCGCCCGAUGCGUCCUCUUCCAGCGAUCACAGGCAGCAGAAUUCAUUUGCCUUCUGGUCCGGUAACAAUGCGUCCAGCCAUCGGGCCUACGUGCUGCUUCUAAUGCUUGUGCUCAUUCUGCUUGCCGCUGUUUUGGGCAUUGUGAUGACAUUGCUUAUAGUCAUUCGCGGCGGUGAGGCUCGUACCGACGCUGGUGCCACGGUCGCCUGGACAGAGUGGCAGCCGAGUGGUCCAAUGAAAAGGCCGCCCACUGGUCCGAUCCGAGGGCGCCCCACCGACGCGACUCCUCCUCACGGCCGCGCGAAGCCAACGGUCAAGAUGUUCACCCGGGGCAUGCGCUACUACCGUGUUGCUUACAUGGACGAAGCUCGUGGGCAUCUCUUCGUCGGAGCCAUGAAUGCAUUGUACAAGAGUCAGCUUGACGACAUAAGCAGCAACUCCUCCCAGGAACUCAAACUGCCUCCUCCUAAGGACCGCGUAAAAGCAUGCGAGACCAUCGGAGGGCACCUGCUGGGCAAGGAGGUUGACUGUCGCAACCACAUCCGCGUGGUGCAGCCGAUAGGUGACGGACGCACGCUCUACAUUUGCGGGACCAACGCCAGGGCGCCCACGGAUUGGCAAGUCAUGGCCGAAGAUUUGACGCUGGUUCCGGCGGUUCGGCAGAAGGCUAUCUUUCAAAGCAACGAGACUGGAAAGGCGGAAGGACGCUGCUCCUACUUCGUCUCCCAGGAAACUUCGUCGCUCUGGCUUGACAACGCUCCCGAACCUGGCGCUUCGAGCGUAGUGAGCAUAUGGCCGCUGUCUGGCAACAAGCACGCCUUCUACCGUGCGCCCAUUGCAAUGGAGAAAUCAGAUGGGACGCGCUACCCCCACCUGCUUACCGACACCACCAGCACCGCCGUCCUUAUUGACCCGCACUCGGUGGGCGCCAUCGCCUGGGGCAGAUACGCCUAUUUCGUGUUCCGCGAGUCUGCCCUCGAGACCAAGGUGUGCGGUCAACGGGUCGCCUCCACUGUGGGUCGCGUCUGCAAGAAUGACCUAGGUGGCAACCCAGGAAGCCGCACACUGUCCCAGCGGUGGACCUCCUUCUUGAAAAUUCGUCUCCGCUGCGCGGACAAGUCCGCGCUCCAACAAACGAAGAAAGGAGAUUUCACUUACGAUGAGAUACUUGAUUCCUUCUGGGUUCCAAACUUGGACGGAGGUGUGCUAUUUGGCGUUUUCGUCACACUCACUCGCGGCUACCCGGAAUCCGCCGUGUGCGCUUUCCGCAUGCGAGACAUCGAGAAGUCCUUCGAAGGCACCACUUUCUUCGAGCUGAAGGUGCGCGACAAGUAUUCGGUGAGCAGGCCCAUAACUCCGCCCGUCGCCACAUACCCGGGAACAGCCGCCGCGGGCGGCUGCCCGUCCGACUCUCGGAAGCUGUCCGACGACACCGUUCGAUUCGUGGCCGAGCACCCGCUCCUUACCGACACGCCGAGUCAGCGUCACGGACGACCGUUCUUUGAACGCGCCGGACUCAAGUUCCGCUCCUUGGCCGCCUUCGUACUGGAUACCUCAUGGGGCUCCUGGGUCAUCUGCUAUGUGGCCACGGCUGACGGCUUACUGCUGAAGAUUGCCGGAGAAAAUGCACCCGAGGGCCAGACCCCCGCCCCUGCCCAACUUGUGGACACCUUUAACGUGACCACGAGAAGACAGCCUAUACAGAAAGUGCUAGUUUCCUUGAAGCACAAGAGCGUGUACCUGCUCAAGGACGUAGCUGUUCUCCAGUACCCCCUGGAAUCUUGCAGAGAUAGUCACCAGAAUUGCGCGUCUUGCGUGCGGGACCCCUUCUGCGGUUGGGACGGCGGCCGGUGCAUUCCUCUGGCGAACGGGGCGCCGGCUGCUCUGCGAAUUUGUGGAGGGCCGACGUCAGCAUAGUCUAUGAUAGUCGGCGCUUGUUACUGUCGUUAUUCUUACACUGCAAGGCAGCAAUAAAAAUAAUCACUUAGAAGCAGACAGAAAAAAAUACAAAACAUAAACUAUACGCUGCAUUCCAAGGGUCAUAAUAAAAAAAAAAGACACUCCUUC
Dermacentor albipictus is the source of this 2234-nucleotide messenger RNA. Its product is annotated as semaphorin-2A-like. The record is from RefSeq and is a predicted model, not a curated record. Gene Ontology annotation, molecular function: chemorepellent activity; semaphorin receptor binding. NCBI's taxonomy places the organism in Eukaryota, Metazoa, Arthropoda, Arachnida, Ixodida, Ixodidae. Gene Ontology annotation, biological process: neural crest cell migration; negative regulation of axon extension involved in axon guidance; positive regulation of cell migration.